Messenger RNA from Manis pentadactyla (Chinese pangolin), 1231 nucleotides. It is a transcript of the gene CFAP410, whose product is annotated as cilia and flagella associated protein 410. Gene Ontology annotation, molecular function: protein binding. The record is from RefSeq and is a predicted model, not a curated record. NCBI's taxonomy places the organism in Eukaryota, Metazoa, Chordata, Mammalia, Pholidota, Manidae. The coding region runs from base 127 to 894 and encodes 255 amino acids. The transcript is spliced from 7 exons. Gene Ontology annotation, biological process: cytoskeleton organization.
GGCCAAUGAGCUCGCAGGGCCCGCCCCUGACGACGCGGGCCCCGCCGCCUGGAGACGCGCCGCCGGGAGCCCAAAUCCGCCUGGCUACCUGGCGACUCGCGGCCGCUUUCCGGCAGGCCCGCCGCCAUGAAGCUGACGCGGAAGAUGGUCCUGUCCCGGGCCAAGGCCUCGGAGCUGCACAGCGUGCGGAAGCUCAACUGCUGGGGCAGCCGCCUCACAGAUAUCUCCAUCUGCCGUGAAAUGCCCAGUCUGGAAGUGAUCACGCUCAGCGUCAACAGCAUCUCCAGCCUGGAGCCCAUGAGCCGGUGCCGGCAGCUGAGAGAGCUGUACGUGCGGAGGAACCGCAUCCCCAGCCUGGCAGAGCUCUCCUACCUGAAGGGCCUGCCGCGCCUGCGGGUGCUGUGGCUGGCCGAGAACCCCUGCUGCGGUGCCGACCCCCGCCACUACCGCAUGACCGUGCUGCGCAGCCUGCCCCACCUGCAGAAGCUGGACAACCAGUCUGUGACCGAGGAGGAGCUGUCCCAAGCGUUGAUGGAGGGAGAGGAGGUCACAGCCCCCAGCAGAGAGGGCACAGGGCACAGCCAGCCCGAGCUCUCCUACGCCCUGCAUGCUGUGAAUGGCACUGCCGAGACCCAGCAAGACCUGCUGCAGCCCAGCGAGGAGGAGGCCAGUGUCCAGAGGCAGCUCUGCCUGAAGCCCCCUUCCCAGGACCGGCUUCCUCCCUUCUCCCAGAGGGAGGCUGCAGCCAGUUGCAAGAGCAGGAACAACGUCCUGGCUGCCAUGCUGCUGCUGCUGCGGGAGCUGGAUGUCCAGGGGCUGGAGACUGUCCACCAGACCGUGGCCAGCCGGCUCCAGGCCCUGCACAAGCAGGAGCUGCUGGAGGACACGGACUGACUGUCCGCAGGAGCCCAGGCUGCAGGCCUGCCUGGGGACCCUGCCUGAAAUCUCACCAGAUGGGGCGUAUGCCCACAGCUGUGCCUCUGCUGACCCCGGGCUGGGACUCGGCCACAGGCUGCGCCCUUAGGAAGCCUCAGGCCCGCCUGGCAAAGCCGCGGCUCGCUGCGGACCUGCACCCUGGUGAGGGCGGGAGGGGUGCUGGGCACCAGCUGGGCAGGCCCUGCUCCCCUGGGUGCCUGGCCACCACCCUCCUGUGCAGGAAGGCCCACCUCGACCUGGCUUGGCCUGAAGGUGGGCUUUGCAGCCAUUCUCCCUAAUAAACAUUCUCCCAAAG